GAGGAGGCGUGACGCUGCCGGGUCAUGUGAGCGUCAUCAACGGCUCCGGGGCCAGAGAGCAGAGCAGCGGAGAGCUCCAUGACACCGGCUCACAGAAAGCUCUCUACCGGGAUGGAAGAGGGGAGUUUGAACGCAGAAGCCGGGCUGUGACCGCCACAUCGACAGAUGCUACCGUGACAGCCGGUGAUGGAUCAGUGCUCCAUCUUUAACUGUGAUGGAUGAGGUGGUAACAAAGCUCCUCCUCGCCCCCAUUUAAACCUGCUCUCGCUGAGAUUUCCCACUUUCAUCUCACAGAUUUGCUCUGAUUGAUGGCAACAUGAUCCGUGUGCUGAUAUAACAAACUACUUUCUCUAUCGUUGGUCUCCAUUCGCCCGUGCAGUUCGCUUGGCGCCGACUAGCGAGGCCCACUGCAGCCAUGACGUCCAAGUCGGCCCUCCUGAAGGUGAUCCUUCUGGGCGACGGCGGUGUCGGCAAAUCAUCGCUCAUGAACCGCUACGUCACCAACAAGUUUGACUCGCACCUCUUCCACACUAUUGGCGUGGAAUUCCUCAACAAGGAGCUGGAGGUGGACGGCCACCACGUCACCCUGCAGAUCUGGGACACGGCGGGUCAGGAGCGCUUCCGCAGCCUCCGCACGCCUUUCUACCGCGGCUCCGACUGCUGCCUGCUCACCUUCAGCGUGGACGACGGACAGAGCUUCCGCAACCUGGCUAACUGGAAGAAGGAGUUCACGUAUUACGCUGACGUGAAGGACCCUGACAACUUCCCCUUCGUGGUGCUGGGCAACAAACUGGAUGUGCCCGAGCGGCAGGUGUCAGGGGAGGAUGCUCGGCAGUGGUGUCGCGAGAACGGCGGCCACCCGUACUUUGAGACAAGCGCCAAGGAUGCUACAAACGUAGCAUCGGCCUUCGAGGAGGCGGUACGUCGCAUUCUGGCGUUGGACGACAGAGCUGAUCACCUGAUCAACACCAACACAGUGGAUCUGCAUCUGAAGAAGAGUCUCCCUGACCCCAGCUGCUGCUGAGCGGAGCGCUGAAUGUGAGCGCUCAUGUGAUGCUUCUGCAUUUGCUACAUACGGUUUGGGUGUGGUUCAUGACUCUGCAAAAAGAGGAACUGGUGAUGCCCUCAGAUAAAAUCAGCAUUUUUAAGCAAAUACUGCUAUUUUUUAGACAAAAACUGAAAAUAUUUUGUGCUAAUGUUCACCACACAAGGGACACAGAACUCUCCAUCUGAUCCAGAUUGGUCCUUUUUGGGAAUAUGAUUAAUUUAUACAAUGGACAGUUAAUAGAAUGAUAUUUCUGAUACGUUUUAUAGACUUAUCUGUGGUCAGUGAUGAACCUCAAAUGUAUCAGAGGUGGACAUAACUGGCUGACCCCUGAAAUUUAAAGGCCUUUCAUGAGUGAUUGUGACUUCAGGGGUGUUUCAUCUCUUAAGUACUAACAGUUCUCUAAACACAAACUGCCAAAGGUUAAAAAAACAAAACAGUUUUGACGUCACUAAUGGAGCUGUGGCUUCAAGUUUUAGCCCACAAAAAGAGAAGUCCUGAGAUUAUUUUCUUCCUCUAGAAGCAGAUACAGCUACGUUUACAACUAAAACAUACUGAUUGUCCUUAAAUGGCCCAGUAACACACACUCCUGAAAUGAUUUUCAGGUCUUUUGAUAAACAAACUAGCAUUAGAAAACAACUAAAUCUAAGUUAUCAAUGCUUUAAGUGCUGUUAAAAGUUGUCUUACAUCAUUAUUGUUGCAUAAAACUAAAUAAAUAGGUUUAGAAAUGCAAAGUGUCCAUGUAUAACUCUUGACAUACAGCAUAUAUGAUGGUACCUAAAAGUGUAAUCAAAGAUAGGAGCCACCGUCUUUGUGGUAAGUAAAUUAAUGCACAGAUUUUAUAUCACAUGAUCAACUAGAUUUAAUAGAGCUUUUAAUCAUUUUUUCCAGAUAAAAUAUUAUUUUCUGUUCUGUUGUGAUGAUUGUGUCAAACCAGAGCUCUUAAAACAUGUUGAUUUGCUACUGAUGAGCUACUCAUAGUUGUUACUGGAGUUAUUAAUUCAUUGUAUUAAGUAUUUAUUGAUCAGUACCCCUCCUCUCACUAUGAAAAGCAGAGCACACAGCUGAACCUGAACCCUUUGCUGUAAGAUUCAAAUGACUCUAAUUUCACUGCGGCCUUUAUAAUCUUCAUUAGCUAUGCCUUCUUUAAGGCAAAUGACUCCCACUGUUUUUACACUUGAAAUAAAACAGCAGCCAGCAAUGAAACUGGAGAGAAAUCGGUCUUAUGAGUGUUAUUCACAUUUUAUUUUCAUUUGACAGGCAGUACCCUCUUUUGCCCACAAGGUGGCACCCACGUAUCAGAAGUGUGUGGCUUCGCAGCAACAUUUGUGAGCUGUUGUCUCCAUCUGUGAUGUUGAAUUUCAGCAUUAAAUAGUGACACACAGGUGUUCACUUAUUGGGCAGGUUGAAAUUGAGCUUUUCUGGGAAUAAUAUACCUCACUAAAUCGUAAUUUUGAAUAAAAAUUAUGUUUUGUUUCUAACAAAAUUGAUAGGCAAAUGAGGCACACACACUUCUGAGCAGAGGUCUAAUCAGGCAACAGAAGUGAAAUAGCUUCACCUGUUGUAAGAGUUGCUUCUUGAUUGCAGCACACAAGCGCUUCCAACCUUUUUUUAUUUACUAAAACAUUUUGUCAACUACUUUAUCUUGCAGUAAAAUGAGUUGAGACAUUGAUUGCUGCAUUUAGCAGAAUAUUAAAUCGCAAAUAUUUUGAUAAUUCAUUAUUAAAUGAUGUAAAUUUUCCUGUUGCGUGUAAGGAAUUUCUGCCUUGCUGUCUUACAUGAUAGUAAUUUGAAUAUCUUUUAGGUUUUGGACCGUUAUUUUAAACCAGUUGUGUGAGAAGUACACAGAACCUUUGCUUAAGUAAAAGUAGUAAUACUACAGCGUAAAAAUACACGUAAAAGUCCUGCAUUCAAAAUCUUACUUGAGUAAAAGUACAAAAGUAUUAGAAUCAAAAUAUAUAAAUCAAAAGUAUGUAUUAUUAUGCAGAAAAGCCCAUGUCAGAAUAAUAUAUAUUAUUGGAUUAUAAUUAUUGAUGCAUUACAAUAUUGCAGCUGGUUAUGGUAUGGCAAAUAUUAUAUACUUAACUGCUGGAAAGCUUAAUCUACAAUGAUUUUAUUAGUUGAUUCAGAUUAUUAAUAGAAAAUAUAAAUAUGUAAAGUAACUAAAGCUGUCAGAUAAGUGUAUUGGAGUAAAAAGUACAAUAUUUCCCUCAAGAAAAGUACAAGUACCUCAACAUUGUACUUAAGUACAGUACUUACAACACUGUUUUUCACUAUUUUCAGAUUUUUUAUAGACCAAACAAUUAAUAAAUCAUUCAAGGAAAGUAGUUUCCUGCCUUAAAUAUGGGUUUGUUACCAUAAACAGGGAGCAACUUCAGAGAACACAAGAACGAGACGGGAGACAACGGUGUCACGAUAAUAAAAAAUAUCGGUUUUACUAGAGAAGGUUACAAAAAUCAUCACUAUAUAGGAGUCAUAGAACUAUUUCCAACUUAAAAAAUCAAACCAUAAUGAAACACCUACAGGGACUACAAUGCCAUCAAAGUACAAUGGAGUUUUCUUUAGAAAAGAGUGGGUGGAGAGGAAGGGGUUGGGGGGGGGGGCAAACACCGCCUACCAUAGUUGUCAGUACAAUUGACUACACAUCACCUGAAAAAACUGCAAAGACACAGUCAUGUCUCCUUCAUGCAAAUAACGAGGAAACGACAACACCCUGACACGCAUCGUCUUAUAGGAAAUUGAAGUUUGCCUUUACAUCAACCUGGUGGCAAAGCACGUAUAUUUAUCAAACAUAACACACAUGGCAAUAUAGUCCUUUUUUUAUACAGAAUAGACAGCUGCACACAUGGACGAUACUGACAUGCUUCAUCUCAUCAAAUAUUUGUCUUCAGUGUUUUUUUUUUU
Molecule: messenger RNA, 3949 nt
Organism: Sebastes umbrosus (honeycomb rockfish)
Lineage: Eukaryota; Metazoa; Chordata; Actinopteri; Perciformes; Sebastidae
Product: ras-related protein Rab-9A-like
Exons: 4
Coding region: 416-1024 (202 amino acids)
Biological process (GO): Rab protein signal transduction; retrograde transport, endosome to Golgi
Cellular component (GO): late endosome; lysosome; phagocytic vesicle
Molecular function (GO): GTP binding; GTPase activity
Source: RefSeq, a predicted model, not a curated record